Messenger RNA from Cuscuta europaea, 2713 nucleotides. NCBI's taxonomy places the organism in Eukaryota, Viridiplantae, Streptophyta, Magnoliopsida, Solanales, Convolvulaceae. The record is from the annotation of a GenBank genome assembly.
CUGAAAUAAGUCAUCCAUGGAACAUUCAGCUGCCGGCUGGUCCGUCAAUUUCAACAGUGAUUUCCAGUAGAUUUGUCGAAUCCAUACUUUUCUCCUAUGUGGGCGCAUUCCAUCCUAUACUUCCUCCGACUCUCUCUCUUCGCUUGUUCAGAGAAAAUCACUCUGAGCUGUAAUCGUCCUAGUAUCCAAAACUGAAGAUCUGUAAAACCUCUGUCAAUCUCUCUCCCAGUUCCACCGCGCCUAUCGAUUAGGGGAUUUGAGCAGAAUAGGACUUUGAUUGGCGUCGACAAAUGGCGAGUCGGUUCAAAGAGGACGAAAAGAAUGAGAGAAUUAUACGGGGUCUACUCAAGCUGCCUGACAACAGGAGGUGUAUAAACUGUAAUAGCUUGGGACCUCAAUAUGUUUGCAUUAAUUUCUCGACAUUUAUUUGCACAAACUGCAGCGGCAUACAUCGGGAGUUUACACACAGAGUGAAGUCAGUAUCCAUGGCAAAGUUUACUUCACAAGAAGUCAGUGCACUACAAGGUGGAGGAAAUGCGAGUGCCAAGGAAAUUUAUUUGAAGGAGUGGGAUCCGCAGCGCAAUUCUCUCCCUGAUGGAAGUAAUGUGGAGAGACUUCGUGAUUUCAUUAAGCAUGUUUAUGAGGAUAGAAGAUACACAGGCGAGAGAGGGUUCUCAAGAGGAAAGGGUGAAACUGAGGACUCAAAUGAGAACAAGAGGGUGGAUACAUACCAGGGUAGCUCACAAACCUCAGGAGGAAGAAGCCCCGGAUAUGAUCAGGAAAACAGACAGUCCACUGAUCACAAGAGAGUUCCUGGCACUGAAGUAAUAAAUGAUUGGAGACGGGAUGAUAGAUUUGGGAAUGGCAGGAGACUUGUAGAGAGGCAAAGUUUUGAUGGUAGCUCUAAGGUUGAAAUCAAUUCACCUGAUUGUCGAAGUGAUUUGGACACAUCUAGUCCCCCAGUGGUUCGACCAGUACGAGAUAUUCUUGGAGAUAAUGCCUCCCCCCUACGAGUUAUUGAACCUCCAAAGAUGGCUAUUGGUGGACCUCCUACCUAUGCACAAACUCAGAGGGCCACUCCCUCCAAUAGCUUGGCAUCUUCAAAUGGCAACCCAAUCGAAGUUAAGGAAGAAACUUCACUUAUUGAUUUUGGAGCUGCUGCUGAACCUGCACCAACUGCUGUAUCACAACCAACUUCAUUGGGUGCUGAUAAUUGGGCAAAUUUUGAGUCAGUGCCAGUGAAAGCACCUUCAAAUGCCAAUCAGCUGGAUGUACUUUCAGAAUUGAUGACUCCCUCGCCCGCCCUGGGAGAAAACAGUGCAAGCUCUGCUCCUGUUGGCAUCUUUCCAGCUUUGAGUAAAUCUUCACCUAUUCCAGCCGAUGUUUCCCACUUGAACAGUUUUGGUCCAAGUGCAUUUCCUCCUGGAACAACAUCCUUAUUGCAAGUUGGGGGGAGUUCUGUCCCGUUGACACAUGCUGCUGGAGGGCAAUGGUCCAGCAUGCAACCUCAGCAUUCAUCUCUCCUAGCAGUUACUGGGACCCAACCUCUCCCUCAUCACUGGAUCCCAGUCAUUGAAGGGCGUCUCAACAAUCAGCAAUGGAAUCACAUAGGUCCAUCAGGGGUUCUGGACACAGCAAGGGCCCAAGAUCCUCAAGUUUUAGUUGAGCAUGCUUUGAAUUCCACUUCUGGAAUUGCCCAUGUAUGUGAUUCUAGAUCUGAUGUGAGAAGAGAACUUCCUGCAGAUUUGUUUACUGUAACCUAUCCAUCCAUGUAUGCACCAGUACAAGGCUUGUAUGCUGCUCCAUCACAUGGACAUGGGUUCUCCAUGCAAUAUCAUAAUAUGCAAAUGCAGAAACAUACUUCUAUGCAGCCGAUAAAAUCAUCAAAUCCUUUUGACACCACCAGUGAGCCAUCUCCUUUACGAUCUUCUACGUUUCCAUCGGUGGCUUCAUUACAAGGUGCACUGCCAAGCACGGGCCCUUCAUCAGGCCUGCUCCACACAUCCAGCCUUGGAGCCCCACCAACUUCCCAUGUACACAGCAGUGUGCCUCAGCAGCCACAAUCUUACGUGUCAACACUCCCUCCAAAUUCAUAUAUGAGCCAGCACCUGGCGGGUAGCCUGUCACAGAGACCAAAUAAUCGUGCAGGCUAUGUCCUUCCUGGGGCUGCUUUUGCAGACAUGAACUCAAACCAGCAGCUUGGUGCGGGGCUACAUGCAGCAACACCUCCUGCCCAGAAUACAAUCUCUCCUGCUGGGAACCCAUUUGGGUGAAUUGAAUGCAGUUUCCCUUUUUUGACAUGCACAUCCUGUUGCUUUGGGUGUGCUGCAUAAUAUAUUACCUGGGGAAUGGAUAUGGAUUAUGCUAUUGGGAUAAAAAAUAUACCAAGGGAGAUCAUAACUGCUAUGCGCUGAAGCAAUUAAGGCACCAAAAAGUGUGAUUGAUUAAUGGGGCUUGUGCAGUACACACUCAUGAUCGCCAACUCAUUUUUGUGUGCUACAUAUAUGCAUACCAUGUUUAUCAUUAUUUUAAUAGUUUUUGUGGUUCUCAUCUAUUAUCCUCUAUUCAUUUUCAUGUUAAUGGUUUAAUGAGUGUAUUGUUUUCAAAAUAGGGUUUUUGUUUUUCAUUUUCUCGGUUCUUUGUAUCAAACUAGAUUUUCACCUGUGCUGCACACGGUACAAUAAAUAAUACGGAGUAACUUGAUUUGAGUUUC